This is a messenger RNA of Bombus impatiens (common eastern bumble bee), 831 nucleotides long. Its product is annotated as pupal cuticle protein C1B. NCBI's taxonomy places the organism in Eukaryota, Metazoa, Arthropoda, Insecta, Hymenoptera, Apidae. The transcript is spliced from 4 exons. The coding region runs from base 123 to 653 and encodes 176 amino acids. The record is from RefSeq and is a predicted model, not a curated record.
GUUAACUAUCUGGACAGGAUUACAAGAGGUUACGUAUAAAUAGGCUGACAAAUCCACUAGAUGCAUUCAAUUCGUUUGUCGUUUCCAGUCGGUGAAGAAAGCAGCUCCUACCUAUCAUCAUCAUGUUUAGAUUCUUGGUGAUUUGUGGUUGCUUGCUGGCGGUUGGACAAGCUGGCGUGAUCGGCGGUGGUUUGCUCGCAACCGCGCCCGCAGCGGUCGCGGUGCAGCCAGCGGCAGCAGCGGCUCUUCCUCUGUCCACUGCAGCAGCUCUUCCCCUGCCCACAGCCGCCCUCGCUGUACCAACUAUCGCAACAUCGACCUCUAACGUGAUACGGGGUAUCGGUAACUUAGGUGCCAUAUCGGCCUACGCGAAGAGCGUAGAUACGCCGUUCAGUAGCGUCAGGAAAGCGGACGUGCGCGUUAACAAUCCUGGAAUCGUGACGGCGACCGCUGUGCCCGCCCCGGUAGUUGCGGUCGCAAAUACCGCUCUUGCAGCUCCAGUGGCUACAGCAGCUGUCGCCGCUCCUGCGCUUCUCGCACCUGGACUGACCACCGCAAUCGGAGCUGCACCCGCUCUCACCGCUGGUUUAACUCCUCUGGGGCUUAACGGGCUUGGAGCUUUGCAGGGAUUAGGAGCCGUCAAGGUUCUUUAAGGUCCACACGCUCGAACCACUACGAAGCGGCGGAGGACUCGACUAAAACCACGACCGAUUAUGAAACGCGUUCAAACAUUCGUGUCGAUGGCGAAUCGUUUUUACUACCUAAACGAUCAACUUUGUCACAGAAUGUAAUAAUCGAAUAUUCAAUAAAUCAAUCGUAACUCUAUACGAA